UAUUCGAGUCGUUUCGCACGAGAACAACGCACGCUAAAAUCGUUCAUUCUAGUUUUGCAUAUUCGCGCUUCCGCCCGUGUACAUACAUAUAUAUAUAUAUGUGUGUGUGUGUGUGAAUAUAUAGAUACGCAUGCAUACGUUUCUUUCGUAAUUUCUGUUCACACCGUGCUCCGGCGAGCCUCUUCAUAAUAAGCAUUCUUUGUCGCUGGCACAUUUGCUUUGAACUUGAACCGAUUGCCCGCGUGGCCGCGGCUGCAGCACGUCGUUGGUGAUCGAGUUCCGUAAAAGGGCGGAUUGCUUAAAGUGCAUUUGAAAAAUGUUUGUGACAAAUUUUCUUUCUCUCACACUGACGCUGUUUCAUCUCUAUGGAAUUCUUAUAUAAUGGACAUUUUCUUCGCUAAUUCAUUAAUUUGAGACAAAGUGUUUUUUUUUGCAAUUAUUUUACAAUCAAAAAGCAUGGUUCAUUUUCGACGCAAGCUCUUAUCGCACGGAGGUCUUCUCCGGCAGUUAAAGCAACAUAUCAGGUGGAGUUCGUCGUUGAAAAUUAGAAACGAUGAAGUGGUCAGUCCUGACCGUUCAUUCAAGUAUGCCGAUCUCUCGGUUCGGCUGGCUGCUCCACACCAACUUCAUCCGAAGCCCGAAGUUAGUGCCUUGAGCUUUGGAAAAUACUUCACCGAUCAUAUGCUGAAAGUAUUUUAUUACGAGGCACUGGGUGGCUGGCAAACACCUGAAAUUACUCCGUUAGAAAAUCUUGUACUUCAUCCCGCCGCGAAAGUCCUCCACUAUGCUGUCGAACUCUUCGAGGGAAUGAAGGCAUAUCGAGGUGUUGAUGGAAAAAUCCGACUUUUCAGGCCUGAUUUAAACAUGGACCGCAUGAAUGCUUCUGCAUUGAGGUCCGGGCUGCCAACAUUCAAUAGUACAGAACUCAUAAACUGUAUCAACAGAUUAAUCAGUAUAGAUCAGGAGUGGGUACCCCAUUCAGAAGCAUCUAGUCUCUACAUUCGUCCAACUUUGAUUGGAAUCGAUCCUACUUUGGGCGUUGCCUCGUCGGAAUCAGCUCUCUUGUAUGUUAUUCUCUGUCCUGUCGGGUCUUACUUCAAAACUUCUUCUGAGCAGGAAGGUGUUUCGCUACUUGCAGAUCCUCGAUAUACACGAGCAUGGCCUGGUGGCUGUGGUGAUCGUAAAAUGGGAAGCAACUACGCGCCAACGAUUCAAAUACAAAGAGAGGCUCUAGAAAAAGGCCUACAACAAGUACUGUGGCUUUAUGGUGAUGAUGACCAAUUAACGGAGGUCGGGACCAUGAACAUUUUCAUGUUUUACAUCAAUGAAAACGGCGAGAAGGAAUUGAUUACGCCACCAUUGAACGGACUGAUCCUACCAGGCAUCACAAGGCAAUCUAUUCUGACGUUGUCUAGAGAAUGGGGUCAAUUUAAAGUCAGUGAGAGAGUGAUCACUAUGCAAGAAGUCUGUCGCCUGUUAUCUGAGAAUAGGUUACUGGAGCUUUUUGGAGCUGGUACAGCAUGUGUAGUUAGUCCCAUUUCAUAUAUCAAAUACAUUGACCAGGGACUACAUAUUCCAACGAUGGAGCAGCCAAACCCAGUCUUCAAAAUGUUUUUGAAACAUUUGACUGAAAUCCAAUAUGGAUAUCUGCCAAAUCAUCCCUGGGCAUUCCCACUGGAUUAAAAUAAGUGACUGAAUAUACAACGAUCCCAAUGAACUUUCCUGUUUUGUACGCAGUUGGAAAUUGUUACAAAACAAAUCCUGGAUCUUGUAUUUUCAUGAUUGAAUUCCCAACAAUAUGUCGAAUGAAUACCAUGAGUUUUAACCAAUUGGUGUUACAGACUAGGGUUCACGUUUUUUUCUUGUAAAAUUAGAUAGGAUUUCAUAAUGUGAUAUAAAAAAAAUUGUUUGAUUUCCAACUGAUUUUAUUUAUUUGUGAUCGUUAAUGCACGAUAAUUUGUUUUUAAAUCUUAGAUUGAUUUUACAAUGUCAAAAUAUCAUCAGACUAGAUAGACAAGUUGAUCUAUCCCUGCUGUUACGUAAGCUUGAUAAUGUUGUCUCAGUUACUUGUACAGCACAUGUCUUGCACCGUUUUGCAAGAAAUUAUGAGAAUAUGUGAGUAAAUGCAAUGUUAUAGAUAUACUUUAAAUUAAGUGCAAUGUUAACUAGGUCAUUUUAAUUUUACAUUAAGUACUUUUGUAUAAAUACAUGCUUUGAAAGAAUAGAGAUUGAAACUGAAAACCUGAGUGAGGAGGCAGAAUCUGAGAAUUCAAAUUUAACACUAUUAUCAAUGACGUAGUAAUUCAUUGCAGUAUUUAUUUUGUUGAUGGAUGAAUUUGAAAUUGACUGAAUAUUUUUGGAAAAUGACGUUGAUGUAGGGUACAAAUAAAUUGAUUUUAGCGUUGUAAAAUAA
Messenger RNA from Neodiprion fabricii, 2413 nucleotides. It is a transcript of the gene Bcat, whose product is annotated as branched-chain-amino-acid aminotransferase, cytosolic. The record is from RefSeq and is a predicted model, not a curated record. The transcript is spliced from 7 exons. Lineage: Eukaryota; Metazoa; Arthropoda; Insecta; Hymenoptera; Diprionidae. Gene Ontology annotation, biological process: L-valine biosynthetic process; L-leucine biosynthetic process. Gene Ontology annotation, cellular component: mitochondrion. The coding region runs from base 457 to 1683 and encodes 408 amino acids. Gene Ontology annotation, molecular function: branched-chain-amino-acid:2-oxoglutarate transaminase activity.